Molecule: messenger RNA, 1753 nt
Organism: Nematostella vectensis (starlet sea anemone)
Lineage: Eukaryota; Metazoa; Cnidaria; Anthozoa; Actiniaria; Edwardsiidae
Product: guanine nucleotide-binding protein G(o) subunit alpha
Exons: 8
Coding region: 122-1186 (354 amino acids)
Biological process (GO): adenylate cyclase-modulating G protein-coupled receptor signaling pathway
Cellular component (GO): heterotrimeric G-protein complex
Molecular function (GO): G-protein beta/gamma-subunit complex binding; GTPase activity; G protein-coupled receptor binding
Source: RefSeq, a predicted model, not a curated record
CGUGGGCUCAUCGGCUACCUCGGUGAACUCUCCUAGCAAGACUGCAAUGGAGGUUCAAUUCUGCCAUAUAUAUCAAUGUUUUUAACGUGAACAGCCCCCAAAACCUGGCCCCCUUUACACCAUGGGUUGCACAUUAAGUGCAGAAGAAAGGGCCGCCAUUGCCAGGAGUAAAGCAAUCGAGAAAAACCUCAAACUUGAAGGAGCUCGAGCGGAGAGGGAUGUGAAGCUGUUGUUGCUUGGUGCUGGUGAGUCAGGGAAAAGCACAAUAGUAAAGCAAAUGAGGAUUAUACACGACCAUGGCUUUUCUCCUGAAGACUACAUCCAGUACAGGCCUCUCGUCUUCAGCAACACCAUUUAUUCCUUGCUUACAAUAAUACGAGCAAUGGACAAAUUACGAAUUGACUUUGAAAACGAUGCAAGAUUGAUGGACGCAAAAUUGGUGUUCGAUGUAAUAGCUAGGGCAGAUGACACCGAGCCUUUCACACCCGAACUCACGGAAUCUAUGGAAAGACUUUGGAAAGAUGCCGGGGUUCAGCAAUGCUUUCAUCGAUCUAGGGAAUAUCAACUUGGCGACUCGGCGAAAUAUUAUCUAGAUUCACUGCAAAGAAUAGGUGCACCAAACUACGAAGCAACUGAGCAGGACUUAUUGCGCACUAGAGUCAAGACUACGGGAAUAGUUGAAGUUCAGUUUGAUUACAAGAGACUGCAUUUCAAACUUUUUGAUGUUGGGGGCCAGCGCUCUGAGAGAAAAAAGUGGAUCCAUUGUUUUGAGGAUGUGACAGCAAUAAUCUACUGUGUGGCACUGAGUGCUUAUGAUCUCACCCUAGAGGAGGACGAGUCUACGAAUCGAAUGGAAGAAAGUCUAAAACUGUUUGAAUCUAUUAUCAACAACAAGUGGUUUGUGGACACCUCCGUUAUACUGUUUCUAAACAAGAAGGAUUUGUUUGAAGAAAAGAUAUCUAAAUUUCCUCUGACUUUAUGUUUUCCUGAAUAUUCAGGCCCAAGUACAUUCGACGAAGGAGCAAAGUACAUAAGGAAACAAUUCGAAAGCAAGAACUUAAAUGAUGAAAAAGAAAUAUACACUCAUUUGACAUGUGCUACGGACACGCAAAACAUCAAUUUUGUAUUUAAUGCAGUGACUGAUACUAUAAUUGCCAAUAAUUUAAAGGGAUGCGGACUAUACUGACUGACUGAUGGAGAAAAUACGCCGGGUGGCAGUCGUCGUAGAAUCAAUUGGUUCAUAGCUUUAUCCCUAAAGUAUGACCAGGGAGGCAUUGAUGGGUUUUUACGAUUGGUUGACCAAGUAUAGACCCUUGAGGAACCCCAUGGAAUAAACUCUAGUGAGGGCAGACUUGAGGAAAUACGUGAUGCGUUCCAAUGGAACAGGUUGUAUUCUCUCAGGAGAGCAUAAUGGCUCUCUUGAUUCUCCACAGAAUUAUAGUGAUAAUCAACAUAAUAGCAAACCAAAGGACCAAACAAAUUUUGCCCUUCCUGCUUUACACAAUGUUGUCAAGGCCUUCCAAAACUUUGUGUAACACAGCUAUAUCUUACGUUUUCAACGUCACGAAACAAAAUAUAAUGAUAUUACUUUAAUUUUUAAUAAAUUUUUAAAGAAUUAUUAAAUUGUCAUAAUGCAACACUCAGCAUUCAACAUUCCCAAUCACUUGAAUCUAUGUAACACUUUUAGCUGAAUAAUUUUUUAUGGUGUAAAUAUCAUUCAGUGAAUGUAAGAAAAGAAAUGUGUGUUUUUGAA